AUGGGCAAGAGUGUGGCUAACUUGCUGCAUGAUGCCUCUGACAGGAACCAAAUCUCUGUGACGACAUUGGGCGAACCCAUCACGGGCAGCAAGAACAGCCAAUCAGACGGCUGGAGCAGCGUGGAUGAGGAUGAUGGGGCGUUUGAAGCUAAUGGUCAGGAGACGAUGUCACCUUCCUCAGGCCCAUCUAUAGUUUCAGAAGAAGAGUUGGCCAGCCUAGCCAUGAUCAGUCCAGCUAAAACCAGUCAAUACUCUGGACCCAGAGUGAAAGCCCUGAUACAGAUACUACAACAUCAACUAGACCAGCAAGAACUGGUCCGAGAGUUCAUGGCCUUGGAGCAUCUACAGCCAUUUGAUAACUGUCUGGUGGGGAAAGCUCCUGAGAACCGGGAGAGGAACCUCUACCGGGACAUCCUGCCCUAUGAUAAGGCGCGUGUUCUAGUGGGUGAUAACCAGGACUAUAUUAACGCCAGUUAUAUCCGUAUGGAGGUUGGCAGUGAGGAGUUAUUCUAUAUCUCCUGCCAGGGUCCUCUGCCCUCCACCGUGCCUGACUUCUGGCAGAUGGUCUGGGAGAACAGGUCUGAUGUGAUAGCCAUGAUGACCCAGGAUGUGGAGAGAGGCAGGGUGAAGUGUCACCGCUACUGGCCAGAGAAGGUUAGCUGUCCCCUGGACACGGGACGCUUCCAUCUCUGCUUGGAGAACCAGCAGAUCCAGGAAUACUUCCACAUCAAGAUCAUCCGCAUGGUGGAGAAAGAGUCUGGUAAGACCCACUUUGUCCGUCACCUGAAGUUUACCCGUUGGCCUGAUCAUGGUGUGCCGCAGUGUUCAGAGCAGCUGGUCAGGUUUAUCCGUUACCUCCGAGCGGUCCACCAUAAAGGACCUGUCACUGUACACUGUAGUGCUGGAAUAGGACAAACAGGAGUACUGAUCUGCACCGAUGUCAUACUGAGUCUCAUAGAAUACGAUCUCCCGAUCAAGGUCAGUAGCAUUGUUAGGGAGAUGAGACUGCAGCGAUAUGGCAUGAUUCAGACCAAGGAACAGUACCUGUUCUGCUACAAGGUAUGGUUGGAGGUUCUACAGGGCAUCCUGCAGCUGCAUGGUAACCGAUGGCAUCCUGAGAGCCCCCGCAAAUUGCAACCCGAGAGCCCCCCGCAAACUUAUGGGCCCUCACAAACACAGUAG
Messenger RNA from Oncorhynchus mykiss (rainbow trout), 1182 nucleotides. The record is from RefSeq and is a predicted model, not a curated record. NCBI's taxonomy places the organism in Eukaryota, Metazoa, Chordata, Actinopteri, Salmoniformes, Salmonidae.